AUGCCUGGAGGAGUCACCGUUCGCGAUGUCGAUGCCCACAAGUUUGUCGGCGCCUACGCCGCUUUCUUGAAGCGUCAGGGCAAGCUCCCCGUCCCCGGUUGGGUUGACACCGUCAAGACCGGCCCCGCCAAGGAGAUGCCUCCCCAGGACAUCGACUGGUUCUACGUCCGUGCCGCUGCCGUCGCUCGUCACGUCUACCUUCGCAAGACCGUUGGUGUCGGCCGCCUCCGCCGCGUUCACGGCAGCGCCAAGAACCGUGGCUCGCGCCCCUCCCACCACGUCGAGGCCUCCGGCAGCGUUGAUCGCAAGAUCAUGCAGGCUCUUGAGAAGAUCCAGGUCCUUGAGCAGGAUGAGGAGAAGGGUGGCCGCCGCAUCACGCAGCAGGGUCAGCGUGAUCUUGACCGUAUUGCCCAGACCGUUGCUGAGGCUGAGGGUGAGGAGGAUGAGGAUGACGAGUAA
Molecule: messenger RNA, 459 nt
Organism: Podospora pseudopauciseta
Lineage: Eukaryota; Fungi; Ascomycota; Sordariomycetes; Sordariales; Podosporaceae
Gene: RPS19A
Product: Protein component of the small (40S) ribosomal subunit
Exons: 4
Coding region: 1-459 (152 amino acids)
Biological process (GO): translation; ribosomal small subunit assembly
Cellular component (GO): ribosome; cytosolic small ribosomal subunit
Molecular function (GO): RNA binding; structural constituent of ribosome
Source: RefSeq, a predicted model, not a curated record